This is a messenger RNA of Meloidogyne enterolobii, 795 nucleotides long. The record is from the annotation of a GenBank genome assembly. NCBI's taxonomy places the organism in Eukaryota, Metazoa, Nematoda, Chromadorea, Rhabditida, Meloidogynidae.
UUUCUCUCCCUCUAUUUAUUACUUCAUUUACUACGUUUAUUUUUAAAAAUAUUUUUUAGUCUAAAUCUACUCAAGUUUAUAAUGAAUCAAUUGUUUCGGUUGCCAUAUUUUGUAUCCUGUCGUUGUCUACAUACUAAAAAGCUUAAAAGGAGUCCUCCAAAAUAUUUCGACGAUCAAAUGCAAAUUCCAACGAAAUUGGAGCUUUAUGAAGUUAAACAGGCUAAAUGGACAGCUCCUGAGGAUGUUGCGGAUCUUUUUUGGCGUCGAAUUGUGUACAAUAGUUCAAUACUUUCAAUGAGACGAAUUUUUCGGGAAGAAUAUGAGGCCUCACCUACUGGUUUCAAUGCUAUCCAAAUAAAGAAAGAAGCAAAUGACGAGCUUGACAGAUUAAUUGAAGAAAAUGAAAAGAGAAAUAAAGAUUUGGCUGAUGCAAGAGCAGAACGCGAAAAAGAAGUAAUUGAAAGACUUGAGGAAGAGACUCUUUUGGAAAUUGAACGUCGAUUGGAUCGUGAAACUGAAAAGGCUGCGAUAAAAACUGAACAAAUUUUGUCGUUAAUUGAGCAAAGCAAAAAUUUCAUCACUAAAGAAAAUCUUGACGAAAAAGUUCGCGAAGCUUUGGAAAAUCCGAUUAAUCUCGAUUACGCGAUUGAUUUAAAUGGGGCAAAAAUUGAAAAUGUUCAGUCCCAAAAAUGCUUUGAAGGUAUUAAAGCUACCCAAAGAGGUAGGGCUUUUGAUCAUCAACCUGGUUAUGCUUUGAGGAAAUUGGAUACUAUUGUUCGGUUAGUUUUUUUAUAA